This is a messenger RNA of Cladocopium goreaui, 963 nucleotides long. The record is from the annotation of a GenBank genome assembly. NCBI's taxonomy places the organism in Eukaryota, Dinophyceae, Suessiales, Symbiodiniaceae.
AUGCCACUUGGCCGAUGGAAUGAUGAUGAAGAUAGUUCUUCAUGUGGUGGGUGUCAGAGACCAGCAGCUGGCAAUCGCCGACGGUAUGAUCCUACUGAAAGUUCUGAACCUGAGGCUUCUGUGAAUGACUCUGGCUCAGAAUCGCUCAGCUCAGACUCAGAUGCUGGAUCAGAUGCGGAGCAACUGACCUCGGAGGUGGUGGAGCUCUCACUGCAACGCUUGCAGACCGAACGCUCGCCCAGCUUUGAAGACUGCAUCGGCUACGUCCUUCUUUGUGCACAUGUACUGGAGGACCACCCAAAGUCCUUGCUGGAGAUCUCAGAUGAACAGCUACGGGAAAACCUAUUAGCUCGUCUCAUUGAUGCCAAGCUUAUGGGCCCUGGAUUGCAAGUGGGAUUCAACCAUGACCCAGAGGGGCUACCGGAACGAAAGCUACCACAUGGGAACUUUGCAACGCUUUACAUUAUGUAUGAAUCAUUUUGCAAGGCAGCAGGGGAGGAGCCUGCCUCUCGUACUGUAUUCUACCAAGUUGGAAAACGUUGGAAGGUAUGCUUACGUUUCCACAAGCCUUCUGUUCAUUCCAAGUGUUGGACUUGCUCCACUUUGAAAGCUCGCAUUGCAAAUGCAAUUGACUUUCAGGAGCACACUCGCCUUGCAGAUGAACUUCUUUUUCAUUACAGUCAACAGUGGAAGGACAGGCAGGUCUACUGGCUAGCGCGAAGUCGCUCCAGGACGGAGAGAGACAUGAUGACAAUGAUCAUAGAUUCUUUUGAUCAUUGCAAGCUGAUGUUACCGCGAUUUCCCAACCGGCGAAGCCCUAAAUCCUCAGUCUACGAAACAAUCAAACGAACCUCAAUGACCCUCACUUGUGCCAUAUGCCACGGAUGGGGCAUAUACUUUUUUUGGCUGAUGAAGGCCUCCCACAAGGGUCCAACUGGACGCUUGAAGUUGCAUCUUGGCUAA